GUGGGCCGGUUUCCCCAGGGCAGCAGCCGGUUUCUCUUCCGGCCCAGAGGAGCGUCUGUGUCUGAGAGAACCCAGGAGUCCUGGCUCCCAGGCCCCGCAACAGGGAGGGAACCCAGGCGUCCGCCUGGUGGCCGGGUUUCCGGGCUGGGCUCCGUGGCAGCCAAUGGCCGGGCCGGUCCCGCCCCCCGGGCCGCGGCCUCCAAUCCCCGCCCGGAGGGGCCCAGGCCAGGCCGAGCCGCGCCGGGCAGGGAUCGGGAUGGUGCCGGCCCAGCCCUGGCAGCACCGCAGGGAGGGUCUCAGGCUCCCCGGGGACGUGGGGCUGACAAUUUGGGGUUCAGACCCCCUUACGGCAGCUGUCCCCGUGGGCCAGCUGGCCCCGGAGCCCCAGGCCAAGGACCCCCCGGUGGCAGGGCCAGCCAUGCCCCCCAACAAGGAGUCGCCAGGCCGCCCCGGCUCGCCAGCGGCCCUCAUCUGCCUGCCGCCCAUCUCGGAGGACCUGCAGCUGGUGUGGACCCAGGCGUCCCAGACCAGCGAGCUGGACGGCCACCAGCCGCUGCGCCAGGCCUUCAGCUACUUCCCCUACCCCAGCCUGGCUGACCUGGCGCUGCUUUGCCUGCGCCAUGGCCUGCAGUUGGAGAAGGUCAAGGCCUGGUUCAUGGCCCAGCGGCUGCGCUGCGGCAUCAGCUGGAGUGCCGAGGAGAUCGAGGAGACGCGGGCGCGGCUGGCCUGCCGCCAGGACCGCCCGGCCUUCGGGGCCCUGCUGGCCCCCAGCAACCCCCUGACGCAAACUGGCAAGGCCCCAGGCGGCAGGGAGGCCCCUGCAGCUGCUCACCACAAAGCCAAGCCCCAGGAAUCCCCGGGGAGCUGUUCGGCUGCAGCCCAGGGGCCCCCAGAGCCGGGGAGAGCUUCUGCGGCCCCCCAACCCAAAGCCAAAGAAAUGCUGACACCACCCCCCAGCCUUUUCCCCACGCCGCCCCCUCCGUGCCGGGCCUGGGCGGAUCCUCCAGCCAGCGCCAGCCACCUGGACACUGCCUGGGACCUCAGCAAGCCCUGCCGGCUGGGGGUGGCUGACGUCGCGCCGCCCUCCUCUGGAGCUGCCGCCAAUGGGCCCGAGGUGUGGGCCCGGCCCGGCCACCCCCACGGCACCCUGGAGGCCCAGCGGCAGCGCAAGAGCCGGCGGAAGAGCAAGGAGCAGCUAGCAGUGCUGAAGUCAUUCUUCCUGCGGUGCCAGUGGGCACGACGGGAGGAUUACCAGUGGCUGGAGCGGAUCACCGGCCUGCCGCGGGCAGAGAUCAUCCAGUGGUUCGGGGACACCCGCUACGCCCUCAAGCACGGGCACCUGCGGUGGUUCUGGGAUAACACCGUGCCCCCCGCCGCUGCCCUGGAGCCCGGGCCCCGCACGGACACGGGCCCGCUGGAGCGGUACUGGGCCGCCCGGCAGCAGCUGCGCCAGGACGACCUGCCAGCCCUGUGCCGCGAGUCGGGCAUGGGGGCCCAGCAGGUGCUGAACUGGUUCUAUUCCCGCUCGCCCGAGCCGGCCGAGGUGGUGGUGUGCCUAGGCGAGGAGCCCGAGGAUGAGGACGAGGAGGCCGGGCUCAUGGUGCAGGACGACGGGGAGGAGGAGGAGGACGAGCCAGAGGAAGAGGACCUGGGCGCCCAGGAAUGAGGAGUUUCAGAGACUCCCGGGAGGGCGGAGGUUCGGGGGAACCGACCCGUGCACUGGGGCCCUGCUCUGUCUAGUUCUUCCCUCUGCUCUAGAACUCAGAUCUGGGUCUUGCAUCUAGUUCCCCCUCCCUCUCCAGUCCUGGGCCCCACGUUCCCCCCUGCCUCUCCCCAGCUCUAGAACCCGGGUCCCAGGUUCUUUUCCCUUUCUGUUCUGGAACUUGGUGUCAUGCGGUUCUGCUUCAUAGCUCACUGUUGUAAUUUGCUCUCCGUGCCUCAGGUUCCAGAUCUGGGUUCCUUCCCCCCUCAUCUUGGUGAUCUAGAACAAAGUACUGGUUCCUCCCUGUUCUAGAAUCUAGAACCCCGUGUUCUAGAAUCCCAAUCACACCCUGGUCCUCUUCCUCUUCUAGAACAGAGGGCCACCCCCAAGCUCUGCCACAGACCCUAGAACCUGGAGCUCUUGACCUAGAACCCAAGUGUUCGGUUCCCUCUACCGUGCUCUAGAACCCAGGGACCAUUUCACUCCUAGUCCCCAACUCUAGAAUCUAUGUUGUCCGGUUACUGGUUUGUGCUCUAGAACCCAGUACCUUCCGACCAGUUGUCUGGAUUCAGGUAUGCUCCCUUCUCCAGACUUCCCCCACCUCUCCCCCCUCCUUCAGGCGCCUCUGUUUCUAGAGUCUGCCCUGGUUCGUCCCUCCCCCCCUUCUAGAUCAUGUUACGGCCCUGUCCCCCAGAGACACUUGUGUGGAGGGAGCCGGGUGGGGGCGGGAGCUGGUCUGUCGGGGGCUCCCUGGGUUUGGUUUUACAAACUGGGCAGGAGCGAGGGCACAGAAAACUGGGCAGCGGAGAGCGGGCGCGGGACUGACUUUCCCUGGCGGCUGUCGGUCCUUUCUGGAGUUGUUAAUUUAUAACGCCCUGCGAUGGGAGUUAAAGCGAGGUUUGAAGUUGAA
Molecule: messenger RNA, 2612 nt
Organism: Caretta caretta (loggerhead turtle)
Lineage: Eukaryota; Metazoa; Chordata; Testudines; Cheloniidae
Source: RefSeq, a predicted model, not a curated record